AUGGUAGACCAAGGAACAAAGUCUCUUUUGGAGUACGGUAUCCCUGAUACAACUACCGGACUCCUUUCUAGCAUUUUCAGGCCACCUGUGACGGCUCAGCAUUUUGAGCUUAAGCCACAAUUCAUUCAAUUUAUCUCCAAUGAUUCAUUCGCAGGCCUACCGCAUGAUUGUCCGGUAAGUCAUAUUGAUAGUUUUCUGGAGAAAUGUGAUACUAUGAAAAUGAAUGGUGUUACAGAUGAUGCUAUUAGACUUCACCUUUUCCCUUUUUCACUACGGGAUAGGGCGAAGGAAUGGUUGAGAGAUGAAGGCACUGGCUCGUUUGAUACAUGGGACAAGCUAGUGAAAGCUUUCCUGGUCAAGCAGUCAGAUGAGGAGUCCCUUUAUGAAGCAUGGAGGAGAUUUAAGCGAUUGCAGAUGCAAUGCCCUCACCAUGGUAUUCCUGAAUGGAUGUUGAUUCAAACCUUCUAUAAUGGCCUAACCCAUGAGUUUCAAAUCUACAUUGAUGCUGCAUCAGGGGGUUUUCUAUUGACAAAGAACCCAACUGAGGCAAAGGAGCUGAUUGAGAAGAUGGCGGCCAAUGAUAAUUAUCAUCCAGGAGGUCGUCAGAAUGUGAAAAAAGGAGGUAAGCUUGAUGUAGAUGCUUUGACUAUGUUAGCCAGUUCUGUGCACGCACUAACAAGCAGGUUUGAUAAGCUCCAAGCUGGAACUUUAACUAGCUCCCAGGAGGUGAGUCGUUUAUCAACUCUUCAUGAUCAAGAAAAAGUCCAAAAGGAACAAUGCAAUGCAGUUUUCUUGAGAAGAUCGAAUGAAUUAUUUUCGAGGAAAAUAGAUGAGAAAGUGUGUAGUGUGGAGUCAAGAAAAGAUGAAAAGUGUGAGGAUGUAAAAAGUCCCAAAUAUGUUGCUCCACCGGUCUAUGAGGAACCGAUGCCCUUCUCGCAAAGGUUGUCAAAAGCCGUGCUCGAUAAACAUUUUGGAAAAUAUUGCUUGACUCUUAAAAAGGUACAUGCUUCCAUUCCUUUUUCUGAUCUUUUAAUUCAAAUGCCUCAAUUUGCAAAUUUUGUGAAGGAAAUUAAAGAUCAACAUGAUGAUAAGGAAGUAGUAUAUGAGAAAUGCUCUACUCUUUUACGUGAUAGCCUACCACCUAAGCUGCAUGAUCCUGGUAGUUUUACUAUUCCCUGUAUGAUAAACGAAAUAUUUUUUGACAGGGUCUUGUGUGAUUUAGGUGCUAGUGUAAAUUUAAUGCCUUAUUCAUUAUAUGAAAAAUUAGGUUUGCAAAAACUUAAACCUUCCCCUAUUUCUCUUCAAAUGGCUGAUAAGAUUGCUAGACUCCCUGAAGGUGUGGUUAAGGAUGUAUUAGUUAUGGUUGGUGAACUUGUUUUUCCUGUUGAUUUUGUUGUUAUGGAUAUGAAAGAAGACCAUAAGAUCUCGAUUAUAUUUGGUCGCCCAUUCCUUGCCACAAGUCAAGCUCUAAUAGAUGUUCCUAAAAGACAAGUGACCAUUAGGGCCCAGGAUAAACAAGUAGUGUUUAAGCUCUUUAAUGAACAUAAUUUUAUAUUUGAUGGUGGUACUUGUUUAAGAAUUGAUGCUACUAACCCUUUGGUUGAUAAGUGUGUAUGUGAUAGAAAUCUUGUGAGAAACGAGGAUAAUAUUCCACCAAAUGAUGUGUUUAGCUACAUGAAAGUAAGUUCGGAUACAAAGCAUGUCAAAUAUAAAAUGAAGGAGUCAUUUGGACACGGAUAUUUUUAUGGGCAACAUCGCGGAGUUUCUUCUUUGUGUGGUGACCCAGGCUGA
Molecule: messenger RNA, 1791 nt
Organism: Chenopodium quinoa (quinoa)
Lineage: Eukaryota; Viridiplantae; Streptophyta; Magnoliopsida; Caryophyllales; Amaranthaceae
Exons: 3
Coding region: 1-1791 (596 amino acids)
Source: RefSeq, a predicted model, not a curated record